This is a messenger RNA of Trichosurus vulpecula (common brushtail), 584 nucleotides long. Its product is annotated as cytochrome c oxidase subunit 5B, mitochondrial-like. Gene Ontology annotation, cellular component: mitochondrial envelope. The transcript has a single exon. The record is from RefSeq and is a predicted model, not a curated record. Gene Ontology annotation, biological process: mitochondrial electron transport, cytochrome c to oxygen. The coding region runs from base 91 to 549 and encodes 152 amino acids. NCBI's taxonomy places the organism in Eukaryota, Metazoa, Chordata, Mammalia, Diprotodontia, Phalangeridae.
AGUGUUUGGUCAGGGAUGGUCUUUUGACUAAGGAGGAAUUCUCAGAAUCUGGUUCACUGUCUCUUGUAGGGACCAGAGCUCAAGGUCAAAAUGGGGAAGGGGGGCAGGAGUCCAUUGGGAAUCAGGAGGGGGAGUCCUGAGCCUAGCAAGAAGAGAAAGUCCUGGUGGUCUCAGACUCGAUGGCUUCAAGGUUACUUUGGGGCACCCGUGGUCCAGGCCUUGAAGGCCUGUGGGCGUGUGGGCCCAUGCUCCAUGGCAACCAGAGGAGGUAUCCCUUCUGAGGAGCAGGCUAUUGGCUUGGAGAGGGAGAUGAUCCUGGCCGCAAGGAAUGAUUUGGAGCCAUACAAUAUGCUAGCACCAAAGACAGCUCCAGAGACUAAGAGGAGCCCAACCUCCAUCCCUUCCAUCCCUGACAAGCAGAUAGCGAGCUGUAUCUGUGAAGAGGACAGCAGUGCGGUCAUCUGGUUCUACCUUCACAAAGGCAAGACACGAUGUUGCCCUAACUGUGGAACCCAUUACAAGCUGGCACCCCACAAGUUCAGCCACUGAACCCCUGGACUGGUUUCCUUGAGAUGUGUUGUAAU